AUGCAGCUGGCACUGUCGUGACCUACAAGUAGUCGGCCCAACAAUGGCUGUAUUUUCGAGGUUUUACCCAGUUCGUCGCCGUCGAUCGCCUCGCUCCGCCAAGGUGAAUGGGCCGAUUCGGCGGCGCUAAUUACGGCAACUGACAGCUGGUCGGAGGCGCUCCAAAUGUAUUGGAUGGCCGAGCUCGACGUGUCUCUCUCUCUCGCUCCGAGUGUUGUGUGUUUGGCUCAUAAUUCGCGCACACCAAUAUAUAUACACAGAUAUUUGCCCCGUGCACAUAUAUCUCAACCAUAUACUACACUUUCGUUAUUAUUGUACUUUUCUGACUUAGCAGGACUUGGAAAUUGGACGGAAACCCGUAUAUAUACCUUUUUUGGCAUUUAAGAAAAGGUGUCUGGUUACGUUUUCCUCUAUUUGUUUUGCACGGAAGAGGUGGGACAAAUUUUCAAAAGUUUUUGCUUAAUUUUUUGAACUAUCAGAACUCUUUUAUCACCUGAAAUAUCUCAGAAAAUGGUUCUUCGUUCCUAGACCUUCAUUGAAUUCGUUUUCCAUUCGUAAAAAAAAAAUUUCGUCAAACACUUUUGAGCAGAAUUUAGUACGAAAAACUCCAAUUUUCAAAUUUUUUUGAUCUUUGGAAGGUUGCUAGGAAGCUAAUUAAGAGAGCCUUUCAAAAUUUUUUCCUUCAAAAAAGAUCGAAUUUCGAACCAAGCGAUUUUUGUCUGGGAAAGGUUUCGGUUUCAAAAAUUUUGAUCUUAUUGACUUACACAACUUCGAAGCGGCUUUAUUCUGAAGUUUUGUGGAUAAACUUUGAAAAAAAAUUUUUUGCAUGUUUUCCUUUUGCUGUACUUGUUCUUUAGAGUAGACACCAAAUUUAUUCAUUUUUUGUUUCGCCAAUGACGCAUUUUAUGACUAAUCAGUCUUCGAACGCUGUGCGGGGCGUCAAAUUUAUGCCAAAAAGAAUGGUUUUUAAUUUUUCUUUUAUACUUGAAAUAUAAGUUUAAAUUAAAUUAAGUUAAAGUUUUCCUGGCGCAGUAAUUGUUACUUCAAAAACUUUGGUCUGAACUUAAAUGAUAUUUUUAAUAUCAAUGAGAUAUUUUUUCAUUGAAACGGAAUUUUUCAGUUUUGAUGGAAAAAUCAGAUGUUUCCAUUUUUUUUAAAAAAAGUUUUAGUGAUGAAUUUUUGCUUUUACUCUGUCUUUUCUUAUCGUUUUUGUUUGUUGAACAUUUUUUCAAAAGUUUAUCGACCCUUAAGUGCAUUAUAACCCUCCCACAUCGAAACCGUUUUUUCUUUCUCGGCCGUCUUCAGGUAACCUUGUUCCUUUUCGGAACGCGUGUUCUUUUUUUUUCAGUUCGCAUCGGUUAAUCGAUGACCUUCUUAAUUAGAUUUUCUUUCCUAGACUAACGUCCCAUUUGUUCCUUCCUUCACUAAUUUUUUUUAUUUCUCCCACAGAACUGCUCCGAUCGGAGCGCCGCCGCCUAAUGGGCUGUUUUUGAGGCCACUGGCUGAUAGCUUUUUAUCAGUUUUUUUUUUUUGGUUCAAACCACUGGCGCAUCGACCAUAACCUCCGCGAUGAGUGGGAACAUUUUUCGUCUUUGUCUUUUUUUUUCCCCACUCGCACUUUUUCAUAGUUGAUAAUGACGCAGUUUGAGGUUUUCGUAGUUUGAGUUUUCGUAGUUUGAGGUUUUCACGCUUUGUAUCUCAUAAUUGUAAGGAAUCGAAGAUUUUCUCAAUGGAAAAUCAGUUUAACCCUUUUGAUCUUUUUCAAUAGCAGGUGGUCAAAAGCAGGCCAAGCGGCCUUUUCGCGCCAGUUCUCCGUAGAAUGGGCGAAAAUUUUCAUUCGCAUUUUUUUUUCGUUUCUUAUGCCCCAAGCAUAUUCUUUCUUAAUAUUUUUUUUAGAAAUUCGAAAUUCAAUGUUUUAUUUAACAAAUUUUGAAAAAGUUGCGUUAAAAAAAGGUCAUAUUUUUUUCGGAGAGUGAAUUUGAGGCAUUUUUCGCAUUUGUUUAUGAAAGAAAAAGGGUAUCUUCGACGGCUUUUUAAAAAUAUUUUUCUUUUAUUUCAAGAUGUUUUUUUGUGUAUUUGGUUGAAGAAAAAAACGACGUUCUUUGAAAUUAAAAUUUGUUUUUUUAGUGGAACAGCUUCAGAAAAUCCAAUUUUUCCUCGCGUAUCCGCUUAAUUAUGACGCAUUUUGGGUGUUUCAAUAAGAACGAUCAAUCCUCAAAGUCCUUUUUAUGUCCUGUCAGCGAUUUUCUUUUCGAAGCAUUAUUCUUUAUUUUGGGACGUUUUGUUGAACACUCUAUGACCAUUUCUUGACACGCAGCUGGAGCGGAUUUUCCUCUUUCCUUUUUAAAUUUUAAACGUUUCUUUUUUUUUCUUUCGCGUGCCCUUCUCGUUUUUUGAUCGAUAAUAUUGAUCAAAAAGAAAGGAUGAAGUUCUUUUUUUCAGGCAGGAAGCAGGAUGGCGCAAAAACAAAUGGACGCGACGGCGGAGCCCGCCAAGAACCCGCCAUCGCCAAAAAGUCGCCUCGCAAUGCUCAAGAGAACUAAGAAAGGUUAGUUUGUGAAUGGGGGAUCCGGUUGGCCCGCGAGAAAAAAAGUGAUUUGUCGCAAGGAAACGUGAUAUUUGAUAGAAAAAGCUGAAAAAUUUUCGCUUGAAAAAUUGUUCUUAUCUAUCUAAUUGAAUUUUUGAUAGUUCUCAUUUUUUUUAUAAUAUAACAAAGAGAUGAUUGAAAAAUUUUGAGAAUAUAACAAUAAUAAAAAAUUGCUUUUUUUAGCCUCGAAUGCGACGUCCGACCCGUUCCGAUUCCAAAACAGCGGUAUCAUCUAUAAGGUACCUUUUUUUAGUAAUUUAAGCUUUAUUCACGGUCAAAAAUGGCCUUUUCUUAAUUUUUUUUACAUUUUUUCUAGUUCUAUGACUUGCGUUUGGGGUGCGUACAUCAGAAAAUUUAAAAUCGAAAAAGCAUUGGUUUAGCUCAAUGUAGUUUACUAUAGAAGCUCCGAUCCUCACGCAAAAGUUUUGCAUUUUCUGUUAAUUUAUGAACGUUUCAAAGGAUAUAAUCUCUCUUCCCAUGUUUCACUUUAGUGGUCAUCUUUGCUCGUACGCAAAUGACCAAAUAAGCCGGAAAAGCGGCGAUCGAUAUUUAGGAAAAGCACCUUGCUGUGGUGGGCCGUAUAAACCCGAUGUUUCCACAAAUAGCCGAAAGGCCUGGUUUUUGUGUUGGGCCUCCAUUGUUGGACGCGCUUGUGCUCGCUUUACAUGGCAAGCGCUGAGACAGCAAAAAAAAAAACACUGGGAACACAGAAAAGCCCCCAGAUUCGAAGACAAACACAUUUUUUUGGGAGAGGUGUACGUUUUCUGACCAGGUACUUUUUGGUCAUAAUGAUGCUGACGGAACGUUGCUAGGAGGAUUUGAACGCUUUUUUUUUCUGGCCUCGAAAGAGGGGAACCUAGAAAUUCCAGAAGAAAAAGAAGGGAAGCUAAAAAAAGAUCUUCAUUUACUUACCUUUUUUCUCAAAAGAAGGAUAAAUACAAUAGACCGAAAUUUAUUUAAAUUCUAUUAAUUCCUAAUGACUAUCCUUCUAUUUUUUUUCAAAAAGAGGUCCAUCCGACCACACAACAACGAAGUUUAACGCUUCUUCAGUCGUUAACUUAUUUUUAAAUUUUUGAGCAUCUCCAAUGAGGUAAACAAUGUGAAGUUUUGCCAAGUGUGAUAAAGUAGGGGCAUGAGAAAGGGCAUUAUGGAAUUUCAGUUUCGUUUCAUAGAGUUCACUUUAAUUGCAUAAGAAGAAGAUUUAAUUCAGUGGGACAUUUAAUCAAAUACUUUUUCAGGGAAAGCUGAUUGGAGAACAGGACGUGGACAAAGCCCGAGGCGACAGCAUGUGUGCGGAAGCGAUGCGUGCCGCUAAGGUAUGACACAGGAAAAAGGCCUCUUUAGUGUCCUCGAGGAAUCUCUCAAGUGGCCCAAGCCCCAAAAAGUUUUUCCAGGCGAUCGUAAAGGCGGCCGGAGCCCACAAGACGCGCAUCUCCCUGCAGAUCAACAUCGAAGGCAUCAAGAUCCUCGACGAGAAGAGCGGCGCCGUCCUGCACAACUUCCCUGUUUCUCGCAUCAGCUUUAUCGCCCGCGACACGACCGAUGCUCGCGCCUUUGGCCUCAUCUACGGCGAUACCGAAGGUGAGAAUCAGCCUCAAUUGAAGGGAAAGGCGAAUAUUCUUACUGAAGCUGGCGAAGAGACUUUUCAAAAUUUCUAAAGAUCUGCAGUCUUCGUGAAUUUUAUUCAAAAAGUCUGGUUUCUGCUCACUUUCAGAGCUUUUUUUUUACCCUUUUUCAGAGUUUUUUGAGAUUCGUUCACUAAAAACUUAGCUUCUUCAUUACGAUAUUGAGUCUCAAGCUCUCAGCUCUGAAAUAUCUAAGAAGAAAAUAACGAGGAGCUUCUCAAUAGAAGGCCUUAUUUUUCAUGGACUUUCGUUUUUUUUAGGAAGAUCAAAAAUAAGAAAACCAAAAUUUAGGUAAUUUCGCGGAUAUAUUGAUUUUCUUGGCAGAAUAUAUCUUUUUGACGUUUCUUAUUGAUUCUUAAGCUUGAGUUUUUUUUUUCAUUCGAACUGUUUACAAAUUUUUCUCUCUCAGAAAUCCCUCCUAUUUGUUUUCUGUUUGCGAUCGGUCAAAACGGGGCCGUCUGAUUCAACGUUUCGGAAUCGGUUGUUUGUGAUAUCGGAAGUGUUUGCCGCAAUGUUCAGCGAACAAAUAUUUGCGAGGAGAACCUUUUGGGAAACAUCUUCUCAGAGUUUUGAUAAGCAAGAGCGAUCAGGAGUGAAAGCUUAAUUUCUGGCAUAAAUAUUUUGAACAGUUUCAAACAUUUUUGUUUUAAUCAGAAUGUCGUGGUUAGGGAACCUGAAACUCUUAUCCAUUGGAAACAAAUAUUCUAUUUUAAUUCUGAAAAAAGCGGAGAAGAAGUAAUUCGAGUUUCAUGAAGUGUAAAGCUGAUUUUUCAAAGAACAUUUAGCCUUUUUCAAUCUCUUUCCAUGGUUAAAAACUUAAAUCUCUACGGUAUAAUAUGCAAAAUGUAUUAUAAGCAUGAGUAUCAUAGGCAGUUCAGUUGAUUUCUUGCAGGAAAGUACAAAUUCUACGGAAUCAAGACGGCUCAGUCGGCCGAUCAAGCGGUCCUGGCGAUCCGCGACAUGUUCCAAGUGGUGUUCGAGAUGAAGAAGAAGCACAUCGAGCAGGUCAAGCAGCAGCAGGCGACGAACAGCGAGUCCGGCGUGAGUUUCGACGUCCUCAGAGUGCACGGCGGCGAUCCGUUCUCUGCUCUCUCGUCAUCAAAACAUCGUUUCUUGUUGUUUUUUCGGGGUUUCGAUUCGACUUUGCGCUCUUAGUAGUUUCCGGAGAAAGGAGGGAUGAUUGAAAAUGUGAGAAAGAUGGUUUGCAGUUUUUGAAAAGGUUGAAAAUUUGACUUUUCUACUGAAAAAAAACACAUUGAAUCGAUUUUGGGUUACGAAACGUUCCUAUUGGAGACGGUAUUUGUUUUGAAAAGAUUUUCGAAUUCUCUAAAAGUUUUUUCAAGUUCUUUUUCAAUUUUUAAAGCUGUCUUAUCGUGAAGAGGGACGAUACUUGAAGUUGAAAAAAGGAAAAUAGAAAAAGUUUCGCUCUGUCGUUGGUUUCAAGGCUUCUUUUUGCACUGGGAAGAGGAUUAAAUUCGGUCGGAAAUGAUAUUUUUAUUGUUGAAAAAGGGAAUAAGAAGAGUUUUGAUGCGAUUAUUAGUUUCAAGGUUUCUUUUCACUUUCCAGAGUUUUUGAAACUGGUAGUUGAUGUGAAUCUAAAAAGGAGAAAAUAGGGACAUUAUUUUCCGUUUGUACUUGAUUGGCCGUUCAAAAAGGAUUAACACAGACAAAAGUAAGAAUACCAAUAUGUAUUGUCAUAAUUUUUUUCAAAGUGAAAAAAAUAAUCUUAAUAAGAUAAAAAUCUGAAAAAAAUCACUCUUAAAAAAACGACAGCAAAAAAAUUUAAAUAAAUUUUUGAGAAAUGUUUGACAAAUUUGAUGUUCGCGAUGUACGAACUAUCACAUGAUCACGCACUCGAGCUCACAGUCAGGCCAAAAAAAAGAAACAAGUUUUUUCCUUCCUUUGAUGAUGACGACCUUGAAGUAUUACUUGAUUUUCGUUCUCACCCGAGUGAAACCAAAUCAGUCGACAUGUAUCUGUGUGUGACAUUUUGGUGUGUAAUAUACUUGACGACCUCCCCAAAGAUGUUCCACUGGUGUAGGAACAAUGUCUGGUUUUUUGUCGUGUGAUUGGAGGUUGACUAGAAGCUUGCUUCAUUGUUUAGGUUGUAAUCUGACACUCUGUUAUAAACGUGAUGAGUUUGGAGAGUUGAAAGUGUUUGAGCUACGGGGACGGAAGCAGCAAUAUGUAGGGAAUGGGAAUUUUCGGCUCAUUAGGGAUAAAGUUAGGGGCUUUUAAAGGCGAAGGUCGUUGGGAAAUAUUUUUGAGAUAGUUUUCAAGGGAUUUUAUCAAAAAAUACAGGCUAUGCUGUGAACAUAAGUUUUGGGGAUAACUGAAAGCCGAGCGAACUCAAAUCAACACUGAAAUUCGUUUAGGAAGAACUGUAUGAGGAUAGCUCAAGUGGUACAUAAAUAGAUUGACCAACUUUUUGAUUUACUGUAUUUAGUCAAUUUCAGGACAGCAAGCAAGAUGCCGUGGCCGUCGCCGACCUUCUUGACCUCGAGUCAGAGCUGCAGCAGAUCGAACAAGGUGUUCAACAGCUUUCGACGGUCCCAACGAGUACAGACGCUUUUGGAGCGUCGCCGUUUGGAGACCCGUUUGCUGAUAGUUUUGCUAGCAAUGUUAGUCAACACUGGGAAUGUUGAAAGUUCUCCUCUGAUACUUAACUUUUGAUGAUACUAAUAGGGAUUACAAAGUUAUAAAUUAUUUUACUCUAAGAGUUGAAAUUUGAGUCGUCCAGAUCUGUGAGUGGCCAAUAACUAGUAGAAAAAAGGAUGAUUUAGGGGUUGAUCAAGUAAACUUUUCAUGAGCUUUUCCAGCCUCUGUUCAAUUUGAGUUAUGACCAAGUAGAUUUUUAAAGUUCACAAAAACUCCAAAUCAGUAGUUUUUUCGUGUUUCUUACGAUAUUUUGGAACAGUUGUUAAAAGGUGAGGGUUAAAAGGCGUUGAGUUAUUUUUUGAUUUUCCUAAUGUUCAUAUUUUCACAAGUUUAUAUUAUUCGAACGAGAAAAAGUGGUAGUGAAGAAAAAAAAAACGAGAGAAAAAUGCGACAGCGACGAUUUCGAAAGCCGCAAAAUCGCGUGCGAAAUAAGCGCGUGUCUGCAGACUGCUAGCGAAAAAGUCGAUAGCUAAUCUAACGGAGAAGUUACCGACUUUUUUUUCCUUCGUCAUCGUUUUUUUUAUUGUCUAAAAAAUUGCUUACCAUUAUUUGUGAAGUUUUCCACGUCUUUUUGUUGUAUUGGAGCCGUAACGGGAUUACUUUUUUUUCUCUCAUAGAAUGGAUCUCAAUCCUAUGUAUAAAUUCUUUUCGUAACAUCAAUUAAAUUGUGUUUUCAUUAAGAAUCAAAUGGAACGAAUUCAUUCUCACUUUCUAUUGUUUGUAAUUUUUCUCAGUUUCAAGUUAUUUAUUAAUGUUUUAUUGUUAAUAAGUCAAUGAAUCGAUUGUUUUUAACCUUCUUUUUUAUUACUUUAUCUAACGGAAAAAAAUACGAUAUCAUUGACUUUUUGCGUUUUGAGUGAAAUACGGAUUAGUUCACGAGUGAGAAAACAAAGGAACGAAAAAAAAACUUCAAAAAACAAGGUUAAGCAACUUUUGAGCAAAAUUACGAAGAAAAAAGAUUGGAAAGUUCGAUAUCGAUUUUUUCACUAGUAGUCCGCAGGCAGGCAUUAACUUCAUACGCAAUUUUGCGGCUUUCGGAGUCUUUGCUGCGCGCAAAUUUAUUUGAUUUUUUUUUCGUACAACCGAAAAAUUACUUUUUGAUCGUGGUUUUUUUCGCGUAGCAGUUUUUUCUUCUUAAAAAUUGAUAAAUUUUGUAAAAACAUAGAUUAUGAAUAAUCAUCUUUUUUUUAGUCAACGAUGAACAAUUCAUCCAUGAUGAACGGCUCGAUGUUGAAUGGAUCCGGGGCGCAAUUCAACGCCUUCUCCAGCCCUCACCCACAAAAUCACAACUCUUCCUGGAUGCAAGCUUCGGUUUUCCCCAUCUUCGGGCAUAGUUUCAUUGAGGAUACUUUUGCAGGCCUUCCCGCCUGUCCCGCAGCCCCAUCCUCAGUCCAACUUUGACUCCUCCUGGGGCCAUCCGAUUUCUCAGCAGCCCAUCCAUCACGUGCACAGCACGCCAACCUUCCAUACCAAUGCUUUCUCGGUUUGUUUUAUUUUUCAUUCAUCGAAGUUUUUAUCAAAAUUUCAAGAAGCUUUUCACAGAUUCUUGGUUGGGUAUCCCUUUUUCGAAAGUUCUCUCAAGGAAUCAGAAUAAAUUUUGCAAGAAAGUCGCAAAAAAGUCUAAAAAGCAAUGAGAAUUUAUCUCUAAAACAAACCCAUUGAAAAUAUGUUUUGUCUCAUUCUGCCAAGAAAAAGAGGGACAAAACUUGGAAAUUGAUAAGUUUUUCAAAAUAUCUAUUUUUUUAGAGACAUUUUUCAUAGAAGAUCUCCUCUGAAGUGGAUUAAUAUUGAAAUGUAGAAUGUUUUUUUCCAUUUUUGGGUUUUUCAAGCUAUGAAAGCAUUGAUUUUCGCCUGAAAUUAUAGCUUUAAAAAAGUAGUUUGAUCUAGGAAAAAUGCAAAUUUUUUAGAAUGUUUUUCAGUGUAACAAAGGUAGAAAUAAUGGCAAAUUAUGAUGGAUGAAUCGUAAAGUUUCAGGACACGAACCCAUUCGCAAGCUCGAUGUUGCCUCCUCAACAAGCUCCUCACACGGCGGCUCCUCUCUUGAUGGCUCAUCCUCUGGCGGACCCGUUCGGCACGCGUGCGCCCCCCGCCUUACCGCAGGCGGCACCGUCCGUCGACUGGGCCAACGAGAACACGGCUCCCGCCUCCCAGAUGCACCACGCCAACACCUUUGCCAACUUUGGAGAUAAUAAGUACGUUCUAAGGAGAAAUUAUAUAAAUAUUAAAAAAAUGCAAAUCGUAGCGAUAAGAAAAAAACUCAAUUCCUGGGGAUCUUGAAGACGAUCAAAGAAUAAGACGCCAAAUAUAGUCCUGUUCAGAUUUUAAAUGUAAGCGCAAUGACGUCAUUAAAAAGCUCUUCUAUGGAGUGCUCGUCCGAUUGGCUUUUCACGGAAUUAAAGGCGGAGCUUGACCGGCGAAGAGACAUUCAAAAACUACGAUAAAGACAAACAUUUACAAAAAAGAUUGAAAUGAAUUCCUUCACUAAAUUUUUCGCAUAAAUUUCUUUCUCAGAAAUUAUAUUUUUUCAUAUCAGGAAGACUUUUGUGCUUGUGGAUUGCGGAUUUUUUAAUUCUGAAACAACUUCUUUUAACUUAUCCGGCCAUAUAACCCGUUUUAUGCAAAGUUUCCAAACAUGAUUAGAAAUUCAUACAUUUUUCAGGCCAGCUUCUAACAAUUGGGAAGAGAAGAAGGUGACGUCAUUGGAAGAGGCUUUCUCGAAGCUCGUCGACAUGGAUGCGCUCGUCGGACGCGGCAACGACACGAAGAAGAAUCCGUUUGACCAUAUCCUCAACCCUCCCAAGGUGAUUUUCGGAAACUGAAAUCAGAGCUGACUGUCUGAUGUUUCAGGCCUCGCUGAACACUCUGAGCGCGACUUCUUGCUCGGCGGCCGCUUCGACGACCCACAAGGUGGCGACGACGACGGCCGAUCCGUUCGGCGACGACUUCUUCCGAUAA
Molecule: messenger RNA, 9825 nt
Organism: Caenorhabditis auriculariae
Lineage: Eukaryota; Metazoa; Nematoda; Chromadorea; Rhabditida; Rhabditidae
Source: the annotation of a GenBank genome assembly